This is a messenger RNA of Mesorhabditis belari, 1359 nucleotides long. The record is from the annotation of a GenBank genome assembly. Lineage: Eukaryota; Metazoa; Nematoda; Chromadorea; Rhabditida; Rhabditidae.
AUGAAAAAUGAUGAACUUGUAGCAGCACGCAAAGAAAUUGAAGAAAAGCUUGAUCCGAAGUUGUUGGAAUUCUUGAAGAACCGGCAUAAGUCAAAAAACGCUAAACCUUCAUCUGAGGCUCUAGCAAAGCCUCAAGUUUCCCAAUAUAAACAAGCGAAGCUGCUACGCGAACAGGGAUUGGCGGAGGAAAAAAAUGAACCGCAAACUUCUAUAUCUACCGAAGCUAUCAGACAAUUAGAAGUGUUGGAGGAGUUUGCAGAUUGGAAAGCAGAAGAAAAGUACGACAGAUUAGCUGCCGAUGCAGUUCAACUCGACUUAUUGACGAAAUGCGCUCGAAGAGUGAUUCCAAGACAAGAACACCAAGCCACUCGUCUAUUUGAUCUAUUGAAAGCCUCUACCAGAACCGAAGCACCAAAUUCGACACUCGAGUUAGCGAGAAGUAAAAUUGACGAGAUUAAGAAACUCUACCUUGAAGAAAUUAACGUUGGUGGAAAGCAGGUCCAGCGGUUUGCAAAUGGACUAAAUCCGGUAGUGGAUGGCUCAUGGAUGUUGCGACCGAUCCGAAGCGUUUUGGAUGCAAUGCAGAAAUCGGAAAGGUCUUCUACCACAGAUGAUCUCGACAUCGUUCGUUUAACGCUAAUGUGGACGGCGUUACUUUUUGCAGAAAGACCGACACUAUUCUAUACAAUGGUUGACCCCAGCGAUUUUUAUGUACGACUGGCAGAACUUUAUAUUUUGGGCCCAGAAUUGUUUACCGAUACGAUUAUUGAAGAGUGCACAUCGAUGCUCUUGGAGCAAUUUUUGUUGCCUCAAUCGCGAAAAGGGCAACUAAUUCUUCGACUUGAACGACCCGUGGCGGGCCUUGACGCUUUCAUGCCAUUUUACGAAGAGCUGUUAACAAAGUACGAGGAGUUUUCCGUUGGGCAUAUUGGAUUCUCAAAGAUCAUCUUACUUGGUGCUUAUGGAAACAGCGCUCUUAGUGAUGCCCUUGAAUGUCAAUUAACGCUAUGGAGUAGUCGGAGAAAUGUUGUACGAGAGAUGACAACGUCUUCCAAUGUAUUGAAGCCGCUUCUUGACUUCAUCAAAGAAAUAUCAGAGAAUGCGGCUAAAGCUAAAGAGGAGACUUGCUACGUACAGUACAGCAUGCUCUUGUCGGAAUAUGCAGGUGCUCUUCGUUCUCGUCGAGUGGAAAAGGAAAGAAAUUCGGGAGCGUUUAUGAUUGCCGCGAACGAGCUUGGAGCUUUUGUUUUGAGACACACCAGUGCUAAAGAGAAUGUCGAAUUAUCAACACCGAGUUUGAAAGAUUUCGAUUCGCUGGUUUGCGUCUUACGAGAAGCUGUCAAAGACGUUCUGACCAUU